GGGGGGCGGGGGGAAGGGGGCUCUGAGCAAACUGAGCUGAUCUGACAAUGUUAAAUAAAAUCUUAAAUUUCCUGCUGAAAGAAUGAGGGUGCUUUCCUUUGGGGUGGUCUGGAUCAGGAUCAGAGAUCCAAGAUCACUAGCACUCGCAUCAUGGUGCAUCAAAGAAAUUGGUCACGGUUCCUUUGAUCCCGGGUUCUGGUGCACCAUAAUCCGACUGACCUCGGAUCACUGAUGCUGAUCCAGAUCACCCCAAAGAAACGCAACCUAAGAUUUCCCGUUCCUGUCAUUGCUCAAUGAAAUUCACCAAACUCACCCAUCUGCCAGCCUUCCGUGAUCUUCGUUGACAGCUCCGCCUGGAUCGCGUUACAAUCACGCACGUGAGGGCAAUGGCCCAGUCCGCCGCGGCUGGUAAACCUAAUCAACAUGGCGGACGGAAAGGAUCUGAAGGCAUUCAUGAAGUAGACAACGUGUAAUGAGGGUUUUAAGAAUUUCUCGGAUAAAGAAAUUGACAUUUGCUGCAUUGAUAAUCUUUAUCCUAACUAAAUAUGCCGCUCUGCCGAUUUUUAAAGCUCUUAAAAGUGGUACAUGUCACUCUGUUGAAAAUGUCUUGUUCCUUAAAACUCACAAGACUGGUGGAAGCUCCAUAGCCAACAUCUUGCUAAGAUUUGCCAAGACCAGGGAUUUGACAGUGGCAUUGCCUAGAAAACAAAUCUUUUCUUUUUACUGGCCCUGGAGUUUUCAAGUUAACUUUGUUGGUAAUUUACCCGGCAACAAGCCAAAUAUCUUGUGCAGUCAUGCGAGAUAUAAUCAAACCACCAUGAGAUUAAUAAUGCCUUCUGAUACAAAGUUUAUAACCAUCCUUCGCCAUCCAGUUUCAAGGUUUGAAUCAGCCUUUCUCUUCGAAGAUUUCCCUUCAUUUCUUGGAAUUUCAGGCUCUUCAAAUCCUCUUUAUCAAUUCCUGCAGCAAAUUGAUAAAUUCAAGCCAGAAAUAAACACAAUGUACACACUAAGAAAUGGAAUGAGUUUUGAUCUUGGUCUGGAACCUGAGGAGUUUGAUAACACGGAGGUAAUCAAAAACUUUAUCACCUCGGUUGAGAAAGACUUUGAGCUGGUGUUAAUUAUGGAGUACUUUGAUGAAUCUCUGAUAUUACUGAAGCAGCUGUUUUGCUGGAGUUUAGAUGACAUAUUCUACCUAAAACACAAUUCGCGGCUGCGGUCGUUGAAGAAACAUCGCAUCCCAAGACAAUUUAGGAAUACAUUUUUGGAAUGGAAUAAAGCUGAUGUGUUGCUCUAUCAACACUUUAAUCAAACGUUUUGGAAGAAAGUGAAUUCCAAAGACGAGAACUUCUGGUCUGAAGUAAAGUUGCUGAAGCAAAAGUCGCUGGAAAUGGAAAAGGAGUGCCUGAGUCCAGGAGAACACAGAGACCACCACAAAAAAUCUGUUUCGAAAUUACUUCUGAAUCCAAAGGUCGCGCAGAAUAAGAAACAAUUGUGUCGAGAUCUUGUACAAGAUGAAGAUGCUUAUUUCGAUUAUUUCAGGGGUAAACAAACAAAUGAACAAUGAAAAUGUAUAUUUUAUGUGGUGAAAAUUAAUAUAUUGAAUUUUUGUAAUUUGAAGUAAAUACAGGCAUAUCUGUCAGUGAACUUCAUAAUUUUGAAGAAGAAACAGCUGCUCGCUCAUCAAUCAACUCAACCGAACAGAUACAAACGACAAGUCAAACCAAAACCAAUUAUGACUUGGAACGCUUUCCAUUCGAAGAAAAAUUCCGGUUUGAGUUUCCAAAAAUUUCCAGCGACGAUUGAACAGCAUUUUCCUGAAUUUCCGGAAACGAGGACAAUCUUGCGGGGUAUACCGAAAGUUUCAGAAAUUUCUGACCAGGAAUUUCUGUUUCAUUUGUGUUCCCUCCCAGAAUUUUCCGUCGAAUGGUUAGCUUUUCGGAAACCUUACAAUUUCCGGAUUUUCUGGUAACUUUUCCUGGUAAUUUCCAUACUAUUUGUCGCUGUUUCUAAAUUUUCGGUGGUUGAUUGGUAAUUACUGGUAAGCGCCCUUGGUCACACCAAGGCGGAAAAGGGCCGCCCUACAUAUAAGCGCCCUAGUCACACGCAUGUCAGUUUCCCGCGCUUGGCGCACGUGGCGUGUACUCGCACCAAGCUCUGAUUGGCUGGUUGUUUGGUCAAUUAGAGCAGUUUUCAAUCGAGUGUCCAACCAACCCAAAACCAAAGUAAUUACUCUGGUCUAUCGCAAAGGACGCAGAGUGUAUCCAUUGAACCAAGAGAAACUCCAAGCAAAUGUACGAAGCUGAUACGAAGCAUGGGAAAAAACGUGUGCGGGCGAGUCACGAUUGGAUUUAGUAAAAGUAUCUGAUUGGAUGACAAAGUGGCGCGAGUUUUUUUUAAGCCAAUUGUGUAGAGUGGCAAAACUAAAGCAAAUGCGAAACCGUUCUUUUAAAACGCUUGUUUUGAUUGAUCAGAUGUCUUAUUUUACCUCAAACACAGGAUAGUCACACGAAAAUCUGUCUACCCACAAAACGAACUUGUCCGAUUUUUAUUUCAAACCCACUUUUCAAAGAUCUCUUGAACAACAGUCGGUGAUCAGCGUAGAAAAACUGGAAAAGUGGAGUUUUUUUUACGAUCGCGAGCUGUAAAGCACGUUAUUGCAUUGUCAGUAAGUCAAAUUUCGUAAAGUAUCAUUCAAUUCAAUCGUGCGUUCGCAUUACAGCGCAGUUUCUCGUCAGUUGUGUUCUCAGUAUAACAUCUAUGCCACAUUUUGGUUCCCGAGUUCUCAAAUGUGAUCUGAUUCACUUGCGGUUUGGAAAGGGGAAAUAACGGUUUGUAAACAGUACAAAAAGGUCGUGAAUUUUGCAUACAACAAUGUGCACGAACCUUACUAACUUUAUUUUUUUUUUCAAUAUUUAAAAAUGAAAUCUCAAGUCCAUAGAGGCUGUGUACAUCCGCUAAUCCCCUAGCACCCCCACCCCCGAUAUUUUAGGGGGAGGGGAGCCUAGGGAGGCGGUUUUACACAGGUUAAAGUCCAUAGUACGUGGAUAGGAAUAACAUUACAAGGCUAAAGUUUCUAAUAUUUAAUAGUUUUUACAAUGGCUCCGAUAAAAAUUUUUUAGCUUUCAAAGUAACUGAAUUUUUUUUUCGAUAUAUGCGGCACCAACACUUGUCAUCAAUCCCUUGUCACUUUUCUGAAGGGUUUUUUUUUUGUCAAAUUUUUAGCAACAUCACUGAUUGUCGAAUCUCGCUAUCUCAAGCUGAUCUCCUCGCUAUCUUGCUAUCUCUCCCUUAGAUAUGCUUUUCACUCAUUUACAAUCGCGAUCUCUAACUAUUUUUCGUUUCCCUCGAGAGUUCGAGAUGGUGGUGUUCAACUGUAGUUACUUACA
Messenger RNA from Orbicella faveolata, 3386 nucleotides. Its product is annotated as galactosylceramide sulfotransferase-like. Gene Ontology annotation, cellular component: membrane. The record is from RefSeq and is a predicted model, not a curated record. Lineage: Eukaryota; Metazoa; Cnidaria; Anthozoa; Scleractinia; Merulinidae. Gene Ontology annotation, biological process: glycolipid biosynthetic process. Gene Ontology annotation, molecular function: galactosylceramide sulfotransferase activity.